GAGAAUAAUUAUUGAUUAAAAGACAAAAGCAAGUUGAUAAAAGAGUACCCAAGACAGAUGGAGAAGACAUGUUCUUUUAUCAAAAACAUCAAACAUACCAUACAAGCAUAAGUCUAUUUAUUCGUUAAACCAACCAACCACUACCACUUACCCCCAAUCUUCAAAACUCAACUAUAUUUCAUCACUCUUCAUCACUUCAAACCCUUUCUCUACUAUCACUCUAUUUCAAUUUUCAAUCAAUGUAAAAUAAACAACUACUACUUGUUAAUAUGAAUAUUAACUUUGCAACACAAUUUCACAGUUUCAAAUCCAAAAAAUCAAACAUAUUCUUGACCAAAAUCUACUUUGUCACCUUUGCAACUAUCCUUUGCACUUUCUUUUACCUCCUUGGUCUCUGGCACCAUUAUCCUUCCACCACCGUCAUCUCCGCCACCGGAGCUACCUCUUUAUUAUGCUUCCAGCAAAACACCACCACCACCACAACAACCACAGAAGAAAUAUCAUCAACAUCAUCAUUCGAUAAACUCGACUUCGCCGCCACUCACCAACUCCCUGAUCCACCACAAACGACGGCGCGUGUAUCACACAUCCCACCAUGUAAUCCAUCACUCUAUGAAUACACUCCAUGCGAAGAUCAAACAAGGUCAUUAACGUUUCCUAGAAACAAACUUAUAUACCGGGAGAGACAUUGUCCGUUACCGGAAGAGAUUCUCCGGUGUAGAAUUCCGGCGCCGUUUGGUUAUAAGUUACCGUUUCGGUGGCCGGAGAGUCGUGACUUUGCUUGGUAUGCGAACGUGCCGCAUAAGGAAUUGACUGUUGAAAAGAAAAACCAGAAUUGGGUCCGGUUUAAUGGGAACCGGUUCAGAUUUCCAGGUGGUGGGACCAUGUUUCCACGUGGCGCAAAUGCGUACGUUGAUGAUAUUGGGAAGUUGAUUAAUCUUAAAGAUGGAUCUAUCAGAACCGCCAUUGAUACUGGUUGUGGGGUUGCAAGUUGGGGAGCUUAUCUUCUAUCACGUGACAUAUUAACAGUGUCAUUUGCACCAAGAGAUACUCAUGAAGCACAAGUUCAAUUUGCUCUUGAAAGAGGUGUUCCUGCAUUGAUAGGAAUUAUUGCAUCAAUAAGACUUCCUUACCCUUCAAGAGCCUUUGAUAUGGCUCACUGCUCAAGGUGCCUCAUUCCAUGGGGACAGUAUGAUGGAAUUUAUUUGACUGAAGUUGAUAGAGUCCUACGUCCUGGAGGAUAUUGGAUUCUGUCAGGGCCACCAAUAAACUGGGAAAGACACUGGAAAGGAUGGGAAAGGACUCAGGAAAGUCUCAAUGAUGAACAAGAUGCAAUUGAGAAUGUAGCAAAAAGUCUAUGCUGGAAAAAAUUGAUACAAAAAGGUGACCUUGCAAUAUGGCAGAAACCAACCAAUCAUAUGCAUUGCAAAAUUAAAAGAAAGAUUUUCAAGACUAGACCCUUCUGUCAGGAGGCACAGGAUCCAGAUAUGGCUUGGUACACUAAACUAGAUACAUGCUUAACCAAACUGCCAGAAGUAGACAACAUCAAAGAAGUUGCAGGUGGAGAAUUAUCAAAGUGGCCAAAGAGAUUAACUUCAAUUCCCCCAAGGAUUAGUAGCCAAAGUUUGAAUGGUAUAACAUCAGAGAUAUUCAAUGAAAAUAAUGAGUUAUGGAAAAAGAGAGUGGCAUACUAUAAGACCCUAGACCCUCAACUAGCAGAGAGUGGAAGAUAUAGAAAUCUUCUUGAUAUGAAUUCUUACUUAGGAGGAUUUGCAGCUGCACUAGUUGAUGAUCCCGUGUGGGUUAUGAACAUUGUUCCUGUUGAAGCUGAAAUCAAUACCCUUGGUGUCAUAUAUGAACGUGGACUCAUUGGAACCUAUCAAAAUUGGUGUGAAGCCAUGUCCACUUAUCCACGAACUUAUGACUUCAUACAUGGUGAUUCAGUUUUCAGACCCUACCAAAACAGAUGUAGUAUGGAGAACAUUCUUCUAGAGAUGGACCGGAUUUUGCGGCCACAAGGUAGCGUAAUUUUGCGCGACGACGUAGAUGUGUUGACAAAGGUGAAGAGUAUUGCAGAUGAAAUGCAGUGGGAUGCAAAAAUUACAGACCAUGAAGAUGGACCUUACGAAAGAGAAAAGAUACUUGUAGCAGUCAAGCAAUACUGGACAGCUCCAGCAAUAGAGGAAAACUAACACAACAAGUAUUAGUUCGUUUUGUUUAUGUCAAAACUUUCAUAGGAAUUCAAUUCUUUCAAACAUCAAUAUGUGUAUGUGGUAAUAAGAGAAAUUUUGUUCAUUAAGUUAUGGCUCCUUAACA
Molecule: messenger RNA, 2316 nt
Organism: Trifolium pratense (red clover)
Lineage: Eukaryota; Viridiplantae; Streptophyta; Magnoliopsida; Fabales; Fabaceae
Product: probable methyltransferase PMT15
Exons: 6
Coding region: 270-2192 (640 amino acids)
Cellular component (GO): cytoplasm; endosome; trans-Golgi network
Molecular function (GO): methyltransferase activity
Source: RefSeq, a predicted model, not a curated record